AUGGCUGCAUCGAAACCCUCUACCAAGGGCAAGUCCCCAAAAGGCAAAUCCGGCCCUUCGAAAUCUUCCGGCGCCAAUAAACCGAAAUCGAAACCUAAGUCUACUGGCAGCGCGCCAGAAGGCAUAUCGAAGCGCAAGCAGAAAUCCAUGUCGCUAGCCAAGCCGGGUGGUGCGCAAAAGACGAAGAGCUUAGUGAGCAAGGAUGGCAAGAAAAAGAGGAGAGUGUAUAGCGAGAAGGAAUUGGAUAUCCCAGCUCUGAAUGGGAUUAUUCCGGCGGGCAUUGCAAAACCAAAGGGAGUUAAGAAGGGGAAGAAGUUUGUGGAUGACCCGGCUAGUAUGAUGGCCAUCAUGUCCGUAGUCAACGCCGAGAAGGAAGGACAUCUCGAGUCCAAGAUCGCCAAAGCACGCCAGCUGCAGGAAAUACGCGACGCUAAGCAGAAAGAAGCCGAGGCAAGGAGAUCAGACAAAGACCAAGCUUUCGAGGAGAGGAAACAGGACCUGAAGAAGAAGAGGAAGAGGCAUAGCGAGCCUACCGGCGGCAAGAGCGAUGAGGGUGAUAAGAUCAAGGAGAAGGAUCGGAAGUUCAAGCAGAGAAAGAGGGUUAGCUUUGGCUGA
Molecule: messenger RNA, 615 nt
Organism: Alternaria atra
Lineage: Eukaryota; Fungi; Ascomycota; Dothideomycetes; Pleosporales; Pleosporaceae
Exons: 2
Coding region: 1-615 (204 amino acids)
Biological process (GO): ribosomal large subunit biogenesis; intracellular mRNA localization
Cellular component (GO): nucleolus; preribosome, large subunit precursor
Molecular function (GO): mRNA binding
Source: RefSeq, a predicted model, not a curated record